This is a messenger RNA of Haliotis rubra (blacklip abalone), 1756 nucleotides long. RefSeq names its product CD151 antigen-like. The transcript is spliced from 9 exons. Bases 84 to 1010 code for a protein of 308 amino acids. Lineage: Eukaryota; Metazoa; Mollusca; Gastropoda; Lepetellida; Haliotidae. The record is from RefSeq and is a predicted model, not a curated record. Gene Ontology annotation, cellular component: membrane.
CUCCCCACUUCCGCAUUUCGUCCCAUUCUAACUUACACACCUGAGAGUUCGAACUAUCAAGCGAAGCGGGAAGGUUGAAGUCCAUGUUGUGUCAUGCGAGAGUCCAGAUUACCCACAGUGCACCUGACUAUUCCAGCAUGGCCUUCAGCACUGGUCUCAUGAAACUGAUCUUGGUGUCCUUCUGUGCACUGUUUCUGAUUGCUGGCAUUGGUAUAGCCGCCGUUUCAAUAUGGAGUAUAGCAGACAAGAUCUUCCUGUCGCACAUCAUCGGCUCGCAGCUCUUCUCCAUUGCGUCCUACUUCCUGCUUAUCGGCGGUAUUGUGGUGGUUGCCAGCUCCAUUUUGGGACUCAUCGCCAUCACUCAGAAAAACAGGAUCUUGAUCAUUGUGUUUUUCAUCCUCCUCCUCGUCAUUUUCCUCAUGCUCUUUAUCGGAGCUAUCAUGGCCGUGGUGUUCCAAGGGGAGCUUGAAGAUCAGAUGCAGAAUUCCAUGGCUGAAUCACUGCAGCAGAAAUAUGGUGCCAGUGGAACAGAGAAUGUUGCUGCUACUGAAGCGUGGGACAGAUUGCAGAAAGAGUUGCGGUGCUGUGCUGUGCGUGGCUCAGAUUGGGAACUCUACCAGAAUACAAUAUUCUUCAGAGAACAACAGAGCUAUGAACAGAAGAAGUACGUUCCAGAGACCUGCUGUGUCUAUGAUGAAAGAAUAGGAGAUUACACUGACGUGAACAAGUGUCAGAACUUCGGCCUGGGACCACCUGACAAUCCACAAACAGGCAUCAAAAACAGCUUUCUGUAUUAUAAUGGGUGCUAUUCAAGUGCGAAGACGUUUCUUCUAGACCACUCUGGAAUACUUAUGGCCAUUGGCUUUGUCUUCUCCAUUACCAUGAUAUUUGGUUUGGUGUUGACGAUAUUCUAUUUCCGACGUGUGGUUACUGCUCAGAAUGAGGAACGUAAGCACAGAUAUACUGAAGAGGAUGCUGCCAAGGAAGAAAGAGAGAACGAGAGACUGUGAGAGGCAUGCUAGAACAAGAAACUAGCGGCUAUGAGAGACACGGCCUUGACAUUAAGUCACAUGACCUUGACCUAAGUGCCAUAUGACCUUGCACUUCAGAUAUAUUUGUCUUUAACUGAGAGUCAUGACCUUGACUUUGUCAGUUAUACGGAAUUUAUAUCAGUGAAAGGAUUCUAGCCUAACAAGUGCCUUGACCCUCUCAUUUUUAUAGUGUGCAGCCUUGAGAUCUGAUAUCUGACAGUCAUCACAGCAAAAUAAGCUGAUGCAAAACAGAUAUUGUCAGUAUUCCAAACAGAAAUGAUUGUGAACUUGUGAAGGUGAGUUUAACAAUGGUUACUGCCCACAUGAAAAACAAACAGCUAGGUCCCUGGCUAGCAUGUUUAACCAGAAUGUAUAGUCUAGUCUUUUUUUCAGAAAAUAAGAAAUGCAAAAUGAACAUGUUGUAUGACAGAUUUCACUGUUGCACAAGCGUCACUGGAUAUGUAGAUUCUGUCAGUAGUUUAUUGGAAUAUUUUAUAUGUUUUAGAAAAGAAUUUUUUUGCUCAAGUCAACAAUCGAUGUGAUUUCAGCAAUAUACGCAUUUCAUUUUGCUUUUAAGGAAUGUAAAAUGAUUCAAUAUGCAAAUAUUAGUUGAUGUCAUAGUAAAUGCCUUAGCUGCUUAGGCCAGACCAAUUUUAUUUCUUCUUUUACGGAUCCGCCGGUCGGAUAUUUUCAAGAAUAAGAAAAACAAUAAAACUUUGUUUUCU